Molecule: messenger RNA, 1532 nt
Organism: Neltuma alba
Lineage: Eukaryota; Viridiplantae; Streptophyta; Magnoliopsida; Fabales; Fabaceae
Product: NAC domain-containing protein 35
Exons: 3
Coding region: 74-1336 (420 amino acids)
Biological process (GO): regulation of DNA-templated transcription
Molecular function (GO): DNA binding
Source: RefSeq, a predicted model, not a curated record
ACUAUUGAUUAUUAAACUACUUGUAUUCUCGAAUUCCUUUGGAUAUAUUCAGUAUCAUCAUCAUCAUCGGUUUAUGGCAAUUGCAGCUUCGACCUCAUCCUCCAUCAUGAGGAUCAGCCAUAGCUACCACAACCUCGACGACGACGACGACGAGAGGAAGCAGCCGCCAGCAGAGGCAGCAGAGGACGACGACGGUCACGAGCAGGACGUGGUGAUGCCUGGGUUUCGCUUCCACCCAACUGAAGAAGAACUGGUUGAGUUCUACCUUCGCCGUAAGGUUGAGGGCAAGCCUUUCAAUGUUGAGCUCAUUACUUUCCUCGAUCUUUAUCGGUAUGACCCUUGGGAGCUUCCUGGUUUGGCAGCGAUUGGGGAGAAGGAAUGGUACUUCUAUGUGCCGAGAGAUAGGAAGUAUCGGAACGGUGAUCGGCCGAACCGGGUGACUACUUCUGGGUAUUGGAAGGCUACCGGAGCUGAUAGAAUGAUCAAAACAGAUGGAUUCAGAUCCAUUGGGCUCAAGAAAACCCUAGUCUUUUAUUCCGGUAAAGCUCCUAAAGGGAUCCGAACCAGUUGGAUUAUGAACGAGUAUCGCUUGCCUCACCACGAAACCGAACGAUAUCAGAAGGCUGAGAUAUCUCUUUGUCGAGUGUACAAGAGACCAGGCGUGGACGACCAUCCCUCUCUCCCUCGUUAUCUCCCGACAUCAUCAUCAAGAGCUUCACAUCAUAAUUCACACAGCAGCAAGAACAAGCACAACGUCAACCAAUUAAUGGCUCAUCAGAACAUCAGAUUCCUAGGACAACAAACGGACCAGGUUGUCGAUAAAAUGAAUCAAACUCACCUGGAAAACAGUCCAAGUGAUGCCGACAAGUACAACAACAACAACAAUCUGCAGGAUCAUCAGGACGAAGCGUUAAUCCUCAUGCAGCAACCAAAGCCGCAGCAAGCACAAACUCAACCUACAGAACCUGGAGCCUCCUCCUCCUUCUUCCCCGAAGGCUCCACUACUUCUAAUUCUUCCUCAUUGCCAUCAAACGAAAAUCUCAAUACUGCAAUAAUGGUGGAUGACCAUCAUCUCAAUCGGCUAGUGAGUUAUAAUCAGCAGUUACAGCACUACAAUAACAUUUAUGCUUCUGCAGUUCCUCCUCCUGCUCCUUCUCAAAGUCAUCAGCAAUAUCAGCCCUACAUGCAGUUCUCUAAUAUUCUGAUGCAGCCCCAGCAAUCAACAUCGAUGGCUCUUAACAAUUCGCUUCCAAGCUCUUUCUCUGAUAGAUUGUGGGAGUGGAAUCCAAUUCCUGAGGCAACAAACCGAGACUUCACCAGCAUGUCCUUCAAGUAAUCAUACACAUACAUUAUACUAUAUAUGAAUAUGGAGACAAUUUAUAUGUGCUGAUUUAUCAACACUACAUAGUAUCUAGCUACUUCCCUUAAUUUUGUUAAUCUUUAAUGUGAUCUUAAUUGUUAGAGAUUUGAAUAACUUAUUAUAUAUUGUAUGACUCAUAUUGGGCAAAUUAAUUAUUGUUCAGGGCAUUAUA